Messenger RNA from Acanthochromis polyacanthus (spiny chromis), 3515 nucleotides. It is a transcript of the gene tap1, whose product is annotated as transporter 1, ATP-binding cassette, sub-family B (MDR/TAP). Gene Ontology annotation, biological process: transmembrane transport. The transcript is spliced from 13 exons. The record is from RefSeq and is a predicted model, not a curated record. Lineage: Eukaryota; Metazoa; Chordata; Actinopteri; Pomacentridae. Gene Ontology annotation, molecular function: ATP binding; ABC-type oligopeptide transporter activity; ATP hydrolysis activity. The coding region runs from base 170 to 2371 and encodes 733 amino acids. Gene Ontology annotation, cellular component: membrane.
CUAACAGUUGUUACACGUUUGGUCGACGAGUAAACAGGGUGCCGGUUCGAGCGAAUUAAAUACAGAAUUUUAGCUUGUUUCGGUGUAGUUUUGAAGUCUUAUUUAGCUUUGUGACAAACGCCGUCACACCAAACUUGCCUUGUUGGAAGGAAAUAGGAUCCUGCUCAUUAUGCAGAAAAUGAGCUACUUCUUCCCUUUGCUGUGCAUGUGCCUGGAUGUGUGCAUGGUGCACGCCAUCCGCCUGGCCCAGUUCUCGCCUCUCCUCCUCUCACAUCCCUUCAUCACCCUGUGGGGAGGAGCGCUGAUCAGGGCCUCCCUCCUCAUCUUCUUCGCCUUCACCUACCCUGGAAGCCUCCCCUGGAUGAGAAGCUUCGAGGGGCUCCAGAGUGUAGGGGUGCUUUGCUUCCACUUCCCAGUGUACAUCUCUCUUCUGUGGGCGCUGGGGCAGUCCACAAUGGAUCAGCUGUGGGGGUGGCACUCCUGGGAAAGGGUGUUACAGGGUUAUGGGGUGACAGUGGUGGCCUGGCUCUACUGGAGUCGGUAUGUGUCAUCUUGGCUGACGAGGACGCCAUCCCAAAAGCCCAAAGUGGACACUAGUACCCCUCUGAAGAGACUUUUAGGAUACAUGCGGCCUUACGGCGGGCGUUUUGUUGCUGUGCUGAUUCUAGUGUUUCUCUCGUCUUAUGGUGAGAUGGCUAUGCCUCAGUAUACUGGUCGUGUGGCUGACUGGAUCCAAAAUGAAGAAGCACCUGAUGCAUUCACGGAGGCCAUCACAAUGAUGACACUGAUGACUGUUGCCAGUGCUGUGCUUGAGUUUGUGUGUGACCUCAUGUACAAUGUCACCAUGAGCCUCAUACAUACCGCGGUGCAGGGAGCCGUCUUCCAGGCUGUGCUGAAGCAGGAGAUUGCUUUCUUUGAUGCUGCUAAAACUGGUGAACUCGUGUCCCGCAUUACCACGGAUACCAACGAAAUGAGCGAGGCACUGAGCGAGAAACUAAGUCUUGUGAUGUGGUACACAGCACGAUUUGGCUUCCUCAUGUACUUCAUGCUGUGGCAGUCUUGGAAAAUGACGCUGCUCACUUGCAUGGGACUGCCGAUCAUCUGGGUCAUACCUAAACUCACUGGACACUUCCACCAGACCAUUGCUGUAAAGGUUCAGGAGUCAUUGGCUAAGGCCAACCAGGUGGCCACAGAGACCUUUUCCAACAUGAAGACAGUGAGGAGUUUUGCCAAUGAGGAUGGUGAGACAGAGAGGUACAGACGGCAGAUGGAGGAAACCUACGCCCUAAAUAAAAAGGAGUCAGCAGCCUAUGCAGCUUCGACCUGGGCUAACAGCAUGACCACUCUGGCCCUGAAGCUGUGUAUUCUGUACUACGGGGGGACGCUUGUGACCAGGGGGGUUGUUAGCAGUGGUGACCUGGUGUCAUUCGUUCUUUACGAGCUACAGUUCGCUUCUUCUGUUGAGGCUGUCAUGCGUUACUACCCGGAGGUGAAAAAAGCCAUCGGUGCCUCUCAGAAGAUCUUUGAAUAUUUGGAUCGGAAACCUCAACUACCCCCAGAUGGCAAACUGGAGCCAAAAAAUCUUAAGGGACAUAUUCAGUUUAAAAAUGUUACAUUUUCCUAUUCUGGAAAGACAGAUGAGAAGAGUCUUGUGCUUAAGGAUGUGUCUCUGGAGGUAAAGCCGGGCCAAAUUACUGCCCUUGUGGGACUUAACAGAUCAGGAAAGUCCACCUGUGUCAAACUACUGGAGAGGUUUUACCAGCCACAGUCAGGGGAGAUCCUACUGGAUGGAGAACCGCUGCAGAGCUACAAAGACCAGUACCUACAUGACAAGAUUGCUGUAGUUAGCCAGGACUGUGUGCUGUUUGCUCGCUCUGUGCGGGAGAACAUCAAGUAUGGCUGCGAGGAUGUUUCUGAUGAGAAGAUGUACAGGGCUGCCGAACUGGCCAGUGCCCACGAGUUCAUCAUGGAACUCUCAAAAGGAUACGACACAGAUGCUGGGGAAAAGGGAGGCCAAGUGUCUGGGGGCCAGAAACAACGCAUAUCCAUUGCUAGAGCUCUAAUCAGGAAACCUAAAAUCCUGAUCCUGGACACCGCCACCAGUGAUUUGGACACUGAGAAUGAACACCGGGUCUACCAGGCUUUGUUGAAGGAAACUGCUGCAGAAAACUGCUCCGUGCUGUUGAUCCCAAACAAGAUGAGUGUUGCAGAGAAGGCCAAUCACAUCGUUGUCCUCAACAAUGGGAUGGUAGAGCAGGAGGGCAGCCAUGAUGAACUGAUGGAGAAAGGUGGGCUCUAUGCUGAACUGGUGGAAAAGCAGAAUAUGAGCUUUCAACGCCACAAAGAGGAGGAGGGGAAUGAUAUACAAUGACACGUAUAAGCAGCAGUCCAGUGACAGGAAGGGUUUUAGGGUCAAAACUCUGGCUACACUUGUAUUAUAAAGAACACCUUAAAUGUGAGAUCAUUCUUUAUUCUACGAGUGUUUGCUGUAGAGGUCAACCGAUAUGUUUUUGUCAGAGCUGACACCAAUGUCUAUUUUUAGUAAUCGAGUAGAUCGAUAUUGGUUGCACAAGCUACAACAUAAAACUUUGCUGAAAUCCCUUUAUUUAUGUUUUAUUUAAAAAUGGAUCUUGAUGGGUUGACCCCUAGCUUGCUAGUGUUUGGCCCAUUAGUACUAUUGCACCUUGAAAGUAGGUGACGCUGCAUCUACUUUAGAAAUCCAGGGAAAUAAAACCACCUUUAGGUCAGCAAACAGCGUAAACUCUUCAUGAAGACCGGUUCAAAAAACAUCCUUCAUCUGUCACAAUGUAGUACAAUUUCUUGUCAAAAUCAAUCAAGAGCAUCCAUUUAUUCAUCCAUUACCUAUAACCACUUUAUCCUAUGGAGGGUAGCAGGGGGCUGGAGCCUAUCUCAGCUGACAAGGGGUGAGGGAACUUGCAAACUCCACACAGGCCAAGCUGGCCAGCAGUGAGGCGACUACUAACCAAUACACCACCAAUCUAGCAAAUGUUUAUGGAUAAACAGCUACACAGGAAUAAUGAUUUUUUUUUGUUCACAAAAACCAUAAGAAUCCGUCACUCCAUGAUGCUGUCCAGCUUAUUGAUCAUAACAUUUUUUCACAAUGUUCCAAUACUUGCAAAGGUACAGUAUUAAACUUGAAAGCACAGUCCUCUUAACAGUGUGCCAGAGUCAGUGAUGUGGACAUAUUUAUUUUGUCUCGUGGUAGUUAUAAUCAUAUCAUCCAACCAUAGGUCCAACUGGGCAGCUUCUGUAUCCGAGUAGGUGGGAAUCUUUUUAGGUUUAUGAUCACCCAGGCUGUUGCCUCUCACACUUUGCAAAUGUAGACGUAGAGAGAUUGAUCCCCUGGAUAUUAGUUAUUUCUCAUUGCAAUCAUAUAACAAUAUUAAAAUUUCUGAAUGUACUGUAUAUAUUUUUCACAUUGGUCAAAUGCUUGAUUUUUUCUGUACUUUUUUUGCUUUAUUAGUGUUUUUUUUUUUUUUUUACUUUUAAUUGUU